This is a messenger RNA of Colius striatus (speckled mousebird), 5211 nucleotides long. It is a transcript of the gene STXBP4, whose product is annotated as syntaxin binding protein 4. Gene Ontology annotation, cellular component: cytoplasmic vesicle. Gene Ontology annotation, molecular function: syntaxin binding. Lineage: Eukaryota; Metazoa; Chordata; Aves; Coliiformes; Coliidae. The record is from RefSeq and is a predicted model, not a curated record. Gene Ontology annotation, biological process: insulin receptor signaling pathway; regulation of insulin secretion involved in cellular response to glucose stimulus. The transcript has 23 exons. The coding region runs from base 190 to 2343 and encodes 717 amino acids.
AGCCGCCCAGGGGCCGCCCGGCGCUCGUCCCGCUGAGGCGCGGGGCGUUCCCGACAGACCCCGCCGGUGGUCGCUCACGCUCGGGCGGUAGUUUGCGUAUCGAGCAGUUAUUAUCCUGGUUACCAACCAGUACUUCAUGUGUCAGAAUUCUUCACUUUGAACUUUUAAUAAAGCAGUGCACCUGAGAAGAUGUCCAGUACAGAUCCCCUAACAAAUGCAGAUAAAAAGACCAUUAUGGGCCCUCAUGGAAUCAACCGAGCUGUUCACCGCAUUUCUUUUUCUGAUUGUCAAAAUGGAUUAGGAGUUAAAAUUAUUGGAGGUUAUCGGGCACAAACAGCAGAAGAUUAUGGGAUUUUCAUAAAGAGAAUUCUACCUGGAGGGGUUGCUGCUGUAGAUAGCCGUUUGCUCACUGGUGACCUAAUUUUAGAUGUGAAUGGAGAAAACCUAAGUGGAGUAACCAAUGAAAGGGCUGUUGAUAUCUUGCGAACAGCAUCAGCAUCUAAUCACAUGUCUCUGCUAGUUGCUAGAGAUGAAGAAGCAAAGAAAGAAUUUCUUGACCUGAUGGAUAAGUAUGGCUCUCACAGUGACACUAACUCUUCAAGAAGUUCUCCAACACAACUUUUACCUGCAAAAUCUAUAGACAGCCCUUCUUCUGGGUCAUCCUCAAGGUCACAGAGUCCUCAGUUGCAUCCGAAGGAUAAUGUCACCACAGUGAACAGAAACAAUUCUGUCCCAGCAUCAUCCACAAAGCUUGCAAAGGAUAGUGCAUUUCAGAUGAUCUCUGUUUGCAAAGGAACAAGCCUAGGUUUGAAUAUCGUAGGAGGCAUUAACAGAAAUGAAGGGCCUUUGGUGUAUAUUCAAGAAAUUAUCCCUGGUGGUGAUUGUCAUAAGGAUGGACGGUUGAAACCUGGAGAUCAACUUGUAUCCAUAAACAAAGAGUCAAUGAUUGGUGUCUCCUAUGAAGAGGCAAAAAGUAUAAUCAACAGAACAAAGAUGAGAUUUGAAAGUUGUUGGGAGAUAGCUUUUAUUAGACAGAAAAACAUCCCCAGUUAUUCAGAGAAUCUGGAGCGUCCUUCCAGCCUCUUAACGCCUUCAGUAGCAUAUGGAGAGCAACAGGCUGCAGUACUUAGUUCUGUUGCAUCUCCUAAUGAGAAGCUUGUUUCAACAUCCACUCCAAAUGCUAUGGAAGCUGGAGUCAAGAUGGGAGAGCAAUCUCCAGUUACUUCUCUAGACAGCAUUCCCACUGAUGUGCCUGCAACAGUUAUUGCCCCCAGCCAGAAUGAUGAUUAUGACCUGCAAAGAAAGAACUCUGCUGUUCGUCUCAAAGCUGAAAAGCUGGAAAGGGCAUUGAAUUAUCUUGGGAUUCAGCCCACAGAUGAGCAGCAGCAAGCCCUAAGGCAGCAACUUCAGAAAGAUUCUAAAGGAACAGUCUCUUUUGGAGAUUUUGUUGAAGUUUCAAGGAAUCUGUUGCAACUGAAUGCAACAGACAACACAACAUUUGGGGUCAAUGAAUUUGCCAGUUUACUGGAUUCCCAGUUUGUAACCUGUGAUGCUUUGGAAGAUGACAUGGAAAGACUUAAGAAAGAAAGAAAUGAAGCUUUAAAAGAAAUAAGUAAAUUAAAGGAAGAAUUGUCUGAAUCUGUGAAUUUGCAGAAACAGUUAACAGAGGAGCUACAAACAGUCAAACAAGAAGCCAAGGCAGCUGUAGAAGAGACAAGAGCACUGCGAAGUAGGAUUCACCUUGCAGAAGCCGCACAAAGGCAGGCUCGUGGAAUGGAGAUGGACUAUGAAGAAGUAAUUCGCCUAUUAGAAGCUGAAAUUGUAGAGCUGAAGGCUCAGCUCGCUGAUCACUCUGGCCAAAAUAAAGAUAACAUGCAAGACUUGAGAAAGAGAGUUACAGUGCUUGACUGUCAGCUGCGGAAAUCAGAAUCAGCUAGGAAGACCUUUGAGGUGGCUACUGAAAAGUUGCUACAAUUUAUAGAGGUUGUUCAUGAAGUACUUUCAGAUAACUCUCCUUCCUCAACGGUUUUAAGUGACAGAAGAACAGCAUUGUCUACCAAAGCACUUCUUGCACGGAUGGGAAGGAUUGGACCUACUGUCACAACAGCUCUUGCAGCAGAAGCUAGAGACCUUGCCAAGUCUGUCCGUGCCAUCUUGGAAGUAGACAGUGAGUGUCUGCCUUAUGGAUGGGAAGAAGCUUAUACAGCAGAUGGAAUCAAGUACUUUAUCAACCACGUCACCCAAACAACGUCAUGGGUCCACCCUGUAACAAGCGCACUGAGUUUGCUUUGCUCUGAGGAUGACGACGAUGGAAUGAGAGAGCUUCCCAGGUCCCAGAGCUGAAGCCAUCUCUCAACAGAAAGCAGUUUGUCUAAUUUCAGUACAUUAGUGAAGACUGGCACACUUUUUUAACCUAAGUAUUUUCUAGUCUAGUAUAAUAGCACCUGAGGACAUUUCUCCCCUUCAAGCCAGAGGGAGUCCUGCCAUUUUUAAGGAGAGUUUAUUGAUGAGUGCCACAAAAGGUGGAGGCAUUCUCUUCAGUCCUAAGCCUGUCUCAGUGCAGUGUACAGGGAUCGGUCUUUUCCUAAGGCUUGAUCCAGUCUUUUCAUGGCCUCUUCAUUGGCCCAACUGACCUGAAAUGGAAUUUUCACAGCUUUGACCAGUGUGAGUUAAGAUGGAACCAUUGGUUGUAAUUUCACAUUAGAUACCACCUGAUGGUUGACUGAAAGGUGCAAAGUGAGGUACUGUGUUUUUUUUAACCAGUGCUGGUGAGUGUAAUGUAGAUGGCUUUAACUACUGAAAAAUGUCAUUUUUUUAUGGAAGAAAUUUGCAAAUAACUUUUACUAAUAGAAAUGUAGCAAUUUAUGGCAAGUAUUGGAGCCCUGAUGACUUUUCAAACAAAUACUUACUAAGAUUGGUGGUUAGGCUUUAGGAGAAUGAGCCUUUGAGAAGUUGACAAGUUAGAAGAAACAGUUUUGGUAGAGGAGACCAUACUCUGUCAACAAUGUGAGGCAAGAAUGAAAAUUAUUCUACUUUAGUACUCUGCUAAACCGAUACACACAUGCAUCAAAUACUUCAGUGGAAGCUGUGAAGUUUCAAGUACAAUGAAACCUGUGAAACCACCUCCAGGAUCAGCAGAAAUCAGUCACCUCCUCAAAGCUGGUCUUUAAGUAGAACAAAAUCAUUUUGUACAUAUUGGUGAGGAUUUAAAGAGGAUAACGAAAAUGAUGGAGGGUGCUAGUGCAAGCUAAUGAACAGGUUUCACUGUACCUCAGUAGCACAGGAUAUUUUAAAUCUCAUUAGUCACAGCAUGAUGUCAUCUUUGUGAAAUAUGUGAUUCUAUGCUAUGUUUUUCUGGAGGCUUUUUAUAUGUGUGUGUAUGUAUAUAAUAUGUAUGGUAGGUGUCGACUAAUGAAUGAAAGACAGACCUGAAACUUUGCAGAAGCACUGAUGGAUAUACCAAAGGAAAACUAUCCCUGACCUUUAGUCCAAGAAGGAGAACAGGACUGUAACAAUGUGAGGAAGGCACAGGCUACAAGCUGUAUUUUUCUGAGCAGCACACGAAGGACUUCAGAACCUCCCUGGAAAGGUUCAGGUACAGCUUUGCACUCCAGCUCACCUCUGUUGGCCAACACAAAUCAGGCUGUGCAAUCACAUUCUUUUGAAAUCUGCCUCCAGUAAGUAAAUGCUUGUACUCUAUGGAGUAGAUGUAAAGACUUAAUUGCAGUUCUGAUGCUUAUGCCACACUCUCUGUCCUUACAGAGAGUCCUCCAGCGUUACAGAGCCAAGUCAGGCACACUGUAGCUGCUGAUCCUUUAGAAUCAAAAAUAAUAUACCCUUUUUUAAAGAUCCAAGUCUCUUCUUUGACUAGCAAUGCAACAAUCUACUGGAUUUUACCUGUGAACUGUGGAGCACAGCAGCAAAUGGUCUUCCUGGAGGAACAAUGUGCACCUCACAAAAAAGUUUUUGCAGGCUUUGCUGGAAGUAGGUGUCAGGGAAUCUUGAAUAAGCAAAUAGGAGAAAAGUUGUUUUGUACUUUUAACUAGGUCAGAACCAAAUUAUCCACGAAUCUACACAGGUGGUGUGGAUUAGGAAAAAGAGCUUGCUCAGCAGACCCACAGUAACUUGUAUUUCUAAGAAAACUUGUCAUAGCAAUAACACAGAAAUGCUGUAGCCAUAUAUUGCUCCAGUGGCUCUUAAUUGCUUCACAGCCUCCUUUGUGUUCCCAGAGAAUACAGUUUGAAGGGACAGAGCAUGUUCUUCAGUUUCAGGGUCAGGCACUGUAGGAGCAUUUUUAUUUAUGCCCCUCUUCUGAAAAUGGCACAUACUCAUGACCCAGAGAGGGGAAAUAAUGUUCUGAAUUCCUUGCAGUAUUUACUGUAGCCUUAGUAGUCCUUUGGAUGCUUUAUGGCAGGCACUUUCAAUUCAUACUUCCCUACUGUCUAGAUUGCAUAUAGGUUCCAGUUUUCCAGUUCUGUUACCAAGAGAGGUUUGCAUCUCCACUUGACCCUUACAGUCUUGAUUUAUUCUGCUCGUGGCUUUGUGACAGCUAGCUGGAGUGGUUCAAACAGGAGAAGCUGUUUAGGGACAGAGACUAUGGAUCAAGCAGGCUGCACGAGCAGAGGCUUUCUAGAGACCCGAGAGCAAUUUAAAGCUGUCCUUCUGCUGGAUCAGCUGGAGGAGGGCAGCUAGGCAAAUCCAGCUUGCCCUUCCUGGGGAGCUGGUAAUGCUCUCUGGCUCUGAGCACGCAGUGCCCAUCCUGCUGUGCACGAGAGGGGGAGAAAUUGAGACCGAAUGUUGGCGAGCUGCCUGCUCUGCUUAACUGUCUCCACCCACAGAUGAGAACAUUUCAGAAACUUGGAGACUGUUUCUCCCUCUCUCUUAUAAAUUUGCCUAGAAAUUAAAGGCGUUAGAAAUAGAUCUCUGCAUCUAUCUAGCUGCUUCUCCAGUAAGCAUUACCUCUUCAGAUAAUCCUCUAGUUCAAAUUCUCUGUUAUUGAGACUACAUUUUCAUACCUACAAUCUGCAAAUGUUCUAAUCUAUUUUUGUACACUGGCAUGCUUGUUUCCUAGGUUAUUCCUCUCUAACUCCCCUUGUCUCUUCCUUUCUGUGAAAUAAGUUUGUGGAAUUAUUUUGAUUAAGCUGAACUGUGUAUAUUGAUAAAAUGCUCCUAGGAUGACUUGAGAAGAAUUUGUAAAGAGUAGUUGUCAAA